Messenger RNA from Lepus europaeus (European hare), 362 nucleotides. Its product is annotated as cytochrome c-like. The record is from RefSeq and is a predicted model, not a curated record. The coding region runs from base 1 to 315 and encodes 104 amino acids. Lineage: Eukaryota; Metazoa; Chordata; Mammalia; Lagomorpha; Leporidae. The transcript has a single exon. Gene Ontology annotation, cellular component: mitochondrial intermembrane space. Gene Ontology annotation, biological process: mitochondrial electron transport, cytochrome c to oxygen; mitochondrial electron transport, ubiquinol to cytochrome c. Gene Ontology annotation, molecular function: electron transfer activity; heme binding.
AUGGGUGAUGUUGAGAAAGGCAAGAUUUUUGUUCAGAAAUGUGCCCAGUGCCACAUCUCGGAAAAAGGAGGCAAGCAUAAGACUGGACCAAAUCUCCAUGGUCUGUUUGCACGGAAGACAGGUCAGGCUGUUGGAUUCUCCAACAGAGAUGCCAACAGGAAUAAAGGUAUCACCUGGGGAGGGGACACUCUGAUGGAGUAUUUGGAAAACCCCAAGAAAUACAACUCUGGAACCAAAAUGAUCUUUGCUAGCAUUAAGACAAAGAACGAAAGGGCAGACUUGACAGCUUAUCUCAAAAAAGCUACUAAUGAGUAAUAGUUGGCCACUGCCUUAUUUAUUACAAAUCAGGAAUGUCCCGAGAC